UCACUGUAGCUGUGCAAUGUACAGUCAUACUUUCUAGAAGGCAGGCUACUGUUUGUUUAUUGUGUUGUUUUACCACCUAGUAUGCCCAGUAGGGCUCUUCAGUUAGGGGAUCCUCACCAUUGGCUUUACUGUAAUUCAGCUGGUUGUUAUUUGUAUUGAAAAUACCAGAGGUUUCUAUGAACCCUGUCUUCUAAGUACAACCUGUUUGAGAGAUCCAGACAAAAGAGAUGGAGGGAGGAGUGAUGGAGAGAGAAGUGAUGUCUGAGAAGCCAGUCAUGCAGACACAGCCAUCCACAUUGCCCUUCUUCGACACGGCCCACGCCUUCAACCUGCUCCGGGGGAUCCACGAACUCCGCGCAGAGCGCAAGUUCUUUGAUGUCACGCUCUGCGCCGAGGGCCGCGAGUUCCACUGCCACCGGACUGUGUUGGCCGCAGCCAGCACCUACUUCAGGGCCAUGUUCGCCGGGACGCUGAGAGAGAGCGCCAUGGACCGCGUGGUCCUUCACGAGGUGUCUGCUGAACUACUGGGCCUGCUGGUGGACUUCUGUUAUACAGGCCGAGUCACAGUCACCCAGGAUAAUGUAGAUCUCCUGCUGAAGACAGCCGACCUGUUCCAGUUCCCCUCCGUUAAAGAGGCUUGCUGUGCCUUCUUGGAGCAGAGAUUAGACGUCUCCAACUGCCUGGAGAUCCAGGACUUUGCAGAGGCCUACGCCUGCCGUGAUUUGGCCGUCAGCGCCCGCCGCUUCGUCCUCAAGAACAUUGUGGACCUAGCCAAAGGCAAGGACUUUGAGCGGUUGCCCUGGAAACGGCUGCUGGAGUUCGUGUCGGACGAUGCGUUAUGUGUGGACAAGGAGGAGACGGCCUAUCAGAUCGCGGUGCGCUGGGUCAAAGCAGACUUACAGAGGCGGCUCCACUACUGGCCCACGCUGCUGGAGCAGGUCAGACUACCCUUUGUACGUCGGUUCUAUCUACUCGCCCACGUGGAAAGCGACCCCCUGGUUUACCUCUCCCCCUCCUGCCUGAGGAUGGUGAGCGAGGCCCGGAGCUUCCAGUCUUGUGAGUACGACCGGCAUGACAGACCCUGCCAACGCAUGCGGCCGCGGCCCUCCACCGGCCUGGCUGAGAUCCUGGUAGUGGUGGGCGGCUGUGACCAGGACUGUGACGAGCUGGUCACUGUGGACUGUUAUAACCCUCAGACUGGACAGUGGCGCUACCUGGCUGAGUUCCCCGACCACCUGGGAGGGGGCUACAGUAUGGCCGCCCUGGGCAAUGAUAUGUAUGUCACAGGAGGAUCGGACGGUUCUCGUCUCUAUGACGGCGUUUGGCGCUACAACUCCAGCGUUAACGAGUGGACCGAGGUGUCGCCAAUGCUCAAAGCCCGGGAGUACCACAGUUCCUGUGUCCUCAGAGGUCAGCUGUAUGUGGUGGCGCCAGACAGCACGGAGCGCUACGACCACUCGCUGGACUGCUGGGAGGCCCUGCCCCCCAUGCUGCACUCCAUGGACAACUGCUCCACCACCACCUGUAGGGGGCGUCUCUAUGCCAUCGGCUCCAUGACCACAACAGGGGAGGACAACAUGGCCAUACAGUGUUACGAUGUGGACACCAACCGCUGGACCCUGGUCAACUGUGGCGAGCUGCCACCGUGGUCUUUCGCUCCCAAGACGGUCACUCUCAAUGGGCUCAUCUACUUUGUCAGGGAUGAUUCGGCAGAGGUCGACAUCUAUAAUCCUCAGAAGAAUGAAUGGGACAAGAUCAGCCCCAUGACACAGGUCCAUGUAGGAGGCAGUGUGGCAGUCCUGGGUGGUCGUCUCUUCGUUUCUGGUGGCUAUGACAACACAUUUGAGCUGUCUGACAUGGUGGAGGCCUACGACCCCUCCACCCAUACCUGGACACCCGCAGGCCGCCUUCCCCAGCCCACCUUCUGGCAUGGCAGUGUCAGCAUCUUCCGCCAGCUCAUGCCCGCCGUAUCCAACGCUUUUGAACCCAUCGACCUGCCCGAGGCUAACUCCAUUCACCUGCACCGACACCACCGCAACCAGGCCAUGCACAACCACAACCUCAACCAGAACCACGACGUCAACCCAGUGUAACACACUCCAUGGACUAAUGGGUCAGGGAAUAUCAUACUGACCACUGUUUCAGCCAUUUUAGGUUUACUGUGAAAACAUACACCUCAUUAUGAUGCCACAGAACAAAAGGUGGAAAGACAGAGUGAUCAAAUGAUCCUGCAUGGAUGUGAUCACUAUAGGACUGUAAUUACAUUACAUUGUGCUUAUGUGACUGAACAUGUGUGCAAUGUUGUGAUCCCCAUGUAAUUCACUUGCCUACCACACUGUCAUUGAUCAUGAUCAAUGGGCAUAUUAUUGACUGGACUAACAGACUGGCUGGGUAUGAAGGUCUCAUGUUGGGGAAAGCACAAUCUACCCAUACAUGGACAUCUACAACAGGCAGUAGUGUAUUAUCUAGAUUAUGGUUAUACAGUUGAAGUCUGAAGUUUACAUAUACCUUAGCUAAAUACAUUUAAACUCAGUUUUUCACAAUUCCUGACAUUUAAUCCUUGUAAAAAAUUCCCUGUUUUAGGUCAGUUAGGAUCACCACUUUAUUUUAAGAAUGUGAAAUGUCAGAAUAAUAGUAGGGAGAAUGAUUUAUUUCAGCUUUUAUUUCUUUCAUCACAUUCCCAGUGGGU
Salmo salar (Atlantic salmon) is the source of this 2689-nucleotide messenger RNA. Its product is annotated as kelch-like protein 21. The record is from RefSeq and is a predicted model, not a curated record. Gene Ontology annotation, molecular function: protein binding. Gene Ontology annotation, biological process: protein ubiquitination. Lineage: Eukaryota; Metazoa; Chordata; Actinopteri; Salmoniformes; Salmonidae.